Molecule: messenger RNA, 748 nt
Organism: Gekko japonicus
Lineage: Eukaryota; Metazoa; Chordata; Lepidosauria; Squamata; Gekkonidae
Product: transmembrane protein 14C-like
Exons: 5
Coding region: 16-354 (112 amino acids)
Biological process (GO): regulation of heme biosynthetic process
Cellular component (GO): mitochondrial membrane
Source: RefSeq, a predicted model, not a curated record
AGUAGCAAAGGAUUUAUGUCGUCUGGGAGAAUGAGUGUGGAUUGGAUUGGCUAUGGCUAUGCAACACUGGUUGCUUCGGGUGGAGUAAUCGGCUAUGCAAAAGCAGGCAGUGUUCCAUCUCUAGCAGCUGGUCUCCUGUUUGGUGGUUUAGCCGGGCUGGGUACUUACCAGCAGUCUCAAGAUCCAAAGAACAUUUGGCUGUCUCUGAUUGCAUCUGGAACCUUGACUUGUGUGAUGGGAAUGAGAUUCUAUAAUUCCAGGAAAUUCAUGCCUGCAGGGCUGAUUGCUGGUGCCAGUCUACUAAUGGUGGGGAGGCUGGGACUACAGAUGAUGGAGAAGCCCCUUCAGCCAUAAUUGCACAGCAGACGAGAAGCGAGAGACACAGCCUGGAGAGACUUGCUGGACAGCCAACUUGAAACAAGCAUCUGACUGUAUUUGUGUUCGUUUGAUACCAAAAGUUCUUGAUUGCCUAGCCUCUGGGAGGAAAGGAAUGAAGCACCGGAGCAGAAUGUUGCCACAUAUGCUGAUUGUCCUCUUUACUGGCUGCCAGAGCACAAUGAUAUAGCUAUAGUUUUUUCUUCUCAAAAACCUGCACAUUACAAAUUUCACGCCACGGAUUUGAUAAUUUUAGGACUGUGGGGAGGGGAAGGGAAGGGAGACAGAAAUACCCAAUGGUGCUAAUGCCUGUCAGGAAACAUACUUUGUAAACCCAUUUUUAUUCUUCUUGCUGCCGCUCCCCCCCCCCCCC